This is a messenger RNA of Aptenodytes forsteri (emperor penguin), 4865 nucleotides long. RefSeq names its product coiled-coil domain containing 141 (gene CCDC141). The transcript is spliced from 30 exons. The record is from RefSeq and is a predicted model, not a curated record. NCBI's taxonomy places the organism in Eukaryota, Metazoa, Chordata, Aves, Sphenisciformes, Spheniscidae.
GCGGACUUUGCAAGAGCAUUUCAAGUCUGCUUUAAUGUAUGAAGUCCCAUUUUGAAACACCAUGUCAAAUGAAGCCAGUUCGGAGCAGAAGCUUUCUACGACAACAGUCAGUUCAGUUGCUGUUCAGGCUGGGGAUGCCAGUAUUGUUAUAGCUGUACUUAAGUGUGGAAAAUGGGUGAAGCUUCAGCUGGCUGAAUCAACACCAAAUUUAUUAGAAAUUGGCAGCAAUCAAGAUGAGACUAAAAAACUACUGCAAGAUCAUGAAUUCCUCCUAGCUAAACUUAAGGCUUUGGAAGACCAGGUAUGGGACCUGCUGCAUGAAGCAGACAAGGCUGCAAAGGAGAACAAAGAAAAGAGUCAGGUUUAUGAUGCCAUGGCGGAGACCCUUGGGGAUGCAUGGGAUGCCCUCAUCCUCAUGUUAGAGAAGCGACAGGCACUUCUGGAACUUACUUCAGUGUUCUUUGAAAAUGCUCUGGAGUUUGCUGUUAAAAUUGACCAAGUUGAAGAUUUCCUGAAAAAUGCCCAAGAGUUUGACAAUAUUGACUCUUUGAGAGAACUCCUUCUGCAACAAGAGCAUCAUACAAAAGAGCUUUUGGAAAAGUCACUUGCACUUUUAAACAAAAGCCAAGAGCUAACUGAAUUCAUAGAAGAAUUCAAAUGUGAGGGGCCAAAUGCAAAUCCAGAGCUGAUUCAGGGAGCCCACAGCAGCUGCUUGAAAAUUGACAAUCUUCUUGAAAUGCUACAAGACAGGAGACGGCAACUGGACAGAUUUCUUAAACAUCAACGUCAAGGACUGGAGCAGGUUCUGCAAAUUUGUUUGUGGCACCAACAAGAGAACCAGGUAACAUCUUGGUACAAGAAAAACAUCAGAGAUUAUUUUCACAAGCAAAACUUAGGCUCAUCUCUAUUGGAAAAUGAAGAGUUACUUCAAGAGCUUGAAGAAAUGGAAGUCAAAGUGAAAAAAUGGAAUUCCACUGUGGAACAACUGGAAGCCGAAGCACUUAAGAUCUUGCUUUCGGAGGACUAUACAGAAAAAGAACACCUAAAGCUUUCAAAUCAGAAAAUCUGUCUGUUGCGAGAAGAAGUGUGCUUCCGUAUGGAAGAAAGGAAAGCCCUGCUACAAGAGGCUAAUGACUUUUUUCAUACUGCUGGCAAGGUACUUGAUGGUCUUGAAGGUAUUGAGAAUUACCUUAAAAUCUUUAAUUCAGAAGGCUUACAUUUGCCUAUCUUGACGAUGAAAUAUGAGGAAUUACAGGAAGCGAUUAAAAGUUGCACAGCGAGCACCUUGCAAAAAGGACAAACUUUAGUUAAUAAAGCAGAUUCUCACAGCUCUUGGGUGACAGGAAUUCAGAAAAUGAUGGAGUAUGUUAAAAAAAAAGUAGAUCAAUUAAUCAGGCAGUGUCCAGAUUAUAAAGAACUUACUUUGAAGAAACAACAGGCUGCCUCACUUGAAGAUCAUCUAAAUAAGGUAUCACAGUCGAUUAAAAAAAUCACCCCGAUGCUUGCAGUUGGUAUGGAGAUUGGGUUGUAUUUGUCUGAGUCGGAAAGAGUUUUGAACACACACCUUGAACUGGGUGUACCCUCAAAGGAAACUUCACAUGAACUGGAAGCAGCUGAGAGAAUCAUCAAAGAUAUAGAAGAAUUUGAACCUGAGCAGGUGGCAGCUUUUUCUAGCAGAACUGACUUUCUGAAUGAAGAACUGAAAAAAAUUGAAAAAAAUAUUAGUUCAAAACUAGAAAUUCUAAAAACUUAUGUGGCCUUUUUAAAGUCAGCUUUGGAGGUGAAUGAUGAUAUCCAAAACCUGAAGGAAUUCUAUAAAUCAGCAGAACCACUACAAACAAACAGAGAGGCUGAAAAUAAAAUUGCAAUAGAGUCAGCUAAUAGUCAGUGGCAAAAGGCUAUAAAGAAGAUUUUUUCCACCCAAAAUAUGGGUUGCAAUUUUCUUAAUUUAGUGGAUAUGGUAAAAGAGAGUUUAAUAUUAAAAGUAGAAAAAUCUGUAUGAGUAACAGAAGAUAUCAUUGUUAAUCUAAGUAAAGAAAAGAAAGAGCUGACCAAUCUUUGGGCAGUCUGGAAUUUUAAAAUUACUCAGUUAAAACCCAUCAAGCAACAGAGCCGGAUAUUUAAAGAACAACUAAAAAAUACUGCCCAUGGAUUAGAGAUUCUUCAAGAAGCACUCCAGCUUACAGCAACAGUUGACCUUGGAAGUGACCUUUUUAUUGUUUUGGAGCUACAAAAAAAGCUUAACCAAAUGAAACCACAGUAUCAGCAACUGAAUGCUGAGCUUGAGUACCUGAUAAAAUUAUUAGAAUUGCCAAGCCAGAAAGGAUUUCCUGUGAAAGAGAAUUCUGAGAGAAUAAGUGAGCUUAUUCAUCUCCGUCAAAUGGUAAAGGACACAAUGACAGAAUAUGUUGAGAUUUUCAACCAGACAAUCAAGUUCCAUCACAUUAAAAAAGAACUGGAAUGUCUGUCAAAAUCAGGAGAACUGGAUAUUCCUGAAAUAUGUGAGGACCCUGAAAAUGUGCAUCAUGCUAAAGCCUGCCUUGUGAAUGCUCAGGAGAAACAUGCACAUAUCAGACAGCUAUAUAAACUGCUUAUUACCCAGGGAGUGGAUAUCUUGUCUGCAGUGCAGCAACCUAAUUACUUGAAUGUUUCUGUAAAGAAUCUGAAGCAAGAACUUGCUAGAUUUGAGUAUGAUAGCAUUAACUGGAGCUCCAAAUCCAAUAAAUAUGAGGAAGAACUGUCACAGAAUUUCCAACACUGCACCACUCAAGAGGAGAUAAAUGAGCUCAGAGAGUCAUUUAAGGAUCUCAAAAAGAAAUUCAACAAUUUGAAGUUUAACUACACAAAGAAAACUGAAAAAGCUCGAAACUUGAAGUUACUUAAAAUACAGAUUCAGCAAGUUGAUACAUAUACACAGAAAAUACAGAUUCUUAAAAAGAAGAUGGAUCAUUUAGAGAAGAAAGUCAUUGGCUCUGUAGCAAAUGAACCUAAUGCUAAAGUUAGAGUCCUCUUGGGGUCAAUCAGUGACUUACAAAAACAGCUGAAUGACUUUAGCAGAGUUGUGGAGGAUUACAAGCAAAAUCUGGAUCUCGUGGAGCAUCUGCAACAGAUGAUGGAAGAGUGUCAAUUUUGGUUUGAAGAUGUGAGUGCAACAGUCGUUAGAGUUUGCAAGUAUUCUGCGGAAUGCAAAACAAAAGAAGCGAUAGAGACUCUCUACAAGCAAUUCAAUAAGUUUAUUGAGCCUGCAGUGCCUCAACAAGAAGAAAAAAUUCAGCAGAUUAUGGACCUCGCUAAACGGUUAUAUGGUAUUGAAGAAGGAAAGAAGUAUGUUGAAAAAGCUAUAUUAAAGUACAAAGAAAUCAUUAAUUCUGUUGAUGAGUUGUGUAGAUCUCUGAGAGAACUUAAGGAGAUUAAGAAAGAUGAGUUUUCUGAAGAGUUGGUUACUGUUCAAAAAGAAGAAAGAAAUGGUCAAGAAGCAUGUGAGGCUGUUAUUAAAGACAAAGCAGAGGAACAAAAGCAGCAGAUGGCAUCAAGUAAAUUGCUUACAAAUUCAGAAAGCAUUACUGAGAAGAGAAACAAUAGCCUGUCUCCUACCAACACUAAACAGGAGAGGAAUAAAUUGGCUGAUAUUCCAAUUAUCUGUCCAGCUGGUGAGGAUCUUGUUUCACAGGAUACAGAGCUGUCAUCUUCAGCCAAAGAGGAUAGUUUACAGACUGAAUUCCUGGCAAAAGAAAUACCCUCUGGAGAUGAAUAUGAGUACGCCACCAGAAGCUGUCAGAGGCAGAUGGUCACCCGAGAAGAGAUUAAAAGUUCAUCAGAAAAGAACAGCAUGGCCAGCCUAACUGGACAGGCGCCUAACUUCUCCCAGCUUCUGUCUAACAAAACCGUCAUGGAAGGUUCUCCGGUAACUUUGGAAGUAGAAGUAACGGGAUUCCCAGAGCCUACACUGACAUGGUACAAGAAGGGCCAGAAACUGACUGCAGAUGAGCACUUAAAGCUUUUACAAAAGGAGACAAAGCAUACUUUGUUCAUUCAGAAGGUGUGUGAUAAAGAUGCUGGCCUCUAUGUUGUUCGGGCUAAAAAUUUGAAUGGCACUAUCUCAUCAAGUGCCAUUCUCCACGUGAAAGUACAAGGAAAACAGCCAAACUUCAUACAAAAAUUUGGACAUACAACUCUACAAGAAGGAGAAGAUUUAAUCCUGCAUUGCACUAUACAUGGAAAGCCCAAACCACGUGUCUGCUGGAUGAAGGAUGAUAUCCAAGUGGUAUCUGGAGACAUCAGUAUUGAGAAAUUAGGAGAUACCUAUUACCUUUUGAAAAGAAAUGUAGUCCUUGCUGAUACGGGGAAAUAUAUCUGUGUUGCCAGCAAUGAAAUUGGAAAGGCACACUGUUCUGCUUUUGUAACAGUGAUAGAGAAAAAUAAAACCCCAGAAAUUUCCACUGUAACUCAGGCUAAAUCAGAAUGGGAAGAUGGAUACUUUUCAGAAGAAGUGAAUGUCACCACAACUGAGCUAGUACAAGCCCACGACACACAUUGUGUGCGAGUUCAAAGGCCAGUGGCUAAACAUCUCCCAGUAAGGUUUAAAGAGAAACUCUGGCUUCAAGGAGUGUAUCUUGAACUUGAGAGGCCACAAAAGAUUAGCUUCAAUUUGGAACAUGAUCCUGUUCUUCUCCCGCCUGCUGCAGAGGAUCAGAAGAUGGACUGAAUGGCAAGAUGCCUGAUUCAUGAGGGUGUUCAUAUUGUUUGCUGUGUCCAUUAGUAGAUGUUGGCCAUGGGUAAGAAGAUGAAUCCUUGAGUGCUAUUUAAUUUUUAUCUAGGUUACAAUUUGUAUUUGCUUUCUUUAUAAAUAAAUCAUUAAUAAAAUU